AUGAACUUACUCAAUUCCUCAGGAAGAAUCGAGACGUAUUUGCAUGAAGACAUGCCGGGUAUAGACCCCACUAUCAUGGAGCACCGCUUAAAUGUAAAUCCUGACUUUAAACGUGUCAGACAAAAGAGGAGGACUUUCGUUCCAGAAAGGAAUCAGGCUAUAUCAGAAGAGGUGAAAAAGCUCUUAAAAGUCGACUUUAUUCACGAGGUGUACUACCCCGACUGGCUGGAAAAUGUGGUCUUAGUGAAGAAGGCAAAUGGAAAGUGGAGGCUAUGUGUAGAUUUCACCGACCUUAACAAAGCUUGCCCGAAUGACAGCUUUCCUCUCCCAAGAAUCGAUAUGCUCGUUGAGGGAACGGCUGAACACGAACUAUUAAGUUUCAUGGAUGCAUAUUUUGGAUACAACCAGAUAUCUAUGUACACCUCAGAUAGAGAAAAAAUGGCCUUCAUCACUGAUAGAGGUUUGUACUGUUACAAAGUAAUGCUGUUUGGGCUCAAGAACGCUGGUGCAACAUACCAAAGGCUAGUGAAUGCAAUGUUUAAACAUCAAAUUGGUAGAAACAUGGAGGUAUAUGUUGAUGACAUGUUGGUGAAAAGCUUAAAAGCUGAAGACCAUUUGACUGACCUGUGUCUACCUUUCUUUCGUGUGCUAAGGAAGGCAUUGAAAUGGACCCCAGAGUGUAAGCAGGCGUUCAAAGAACUAAAGCAAUACCUUAGUUCUCCCCUACUAGUGUCUCGAACCAUACCGGGAGAGGAACUAUACAUAUACCUUGCAGUCUCUACGACAGCUGUCAGUUCAGCUCUGAUACGAGAAGAAGAAGGGGUUCAAAGGCCAGUAUACUUCGUGAGCAGAACACUUAGGGGUGUGGAGGAAAGAUAUCCAAGGACGGAACAGUUGGCCUUUGCUUUAAUUAUGUCCACCAGGAAACUGAGACCAUACUUUCAAGCGCAUACGAUAGUGGUCCUAAUAGAUCAACCCCUUCGACAGGUCUUACACAAGCCAGAAAGCUCUGGUCGACUGAUGAAGUGGUCAGUAAAGUUAGAAGAGUUCGACAUUCAGUAUAAGCCAAGAACAGCAGUAAAAGCUCAGGUGUUGGCUGAUUUCUUAGCUGAGUUUACCCCUCCAGAAGAGGAGAAACAACCCCAAUUUUCGACAGAACCAGGUUUAAGUGAGCAGAUGGGCCCAGAAGUAGUCUGGGACUUGUUCAUGGAUGGGUCAUCUAAUGUUCAGGUUAGCGGAGCCGGGCUUGUUCUUGUCUCCCCAGAGAGAGAAAGCAUACAGUACGCACUUCGGUUUGGUUUCAAAGCAACCAACAACAAAGCAGAGUACGAAGCCUUGAUAGCAGGAUUAAAAGUGGCAACUGCCCUAGGGGUUGAGCAAUUAAAUAUGUACACCGACUCCGAGCUGGUCGCUGGACAAGUUCAAGCGGAAUAUGAGGCACGAGACGAGAAGAUAAAGAGUUACCUACAAAAGGUGAAGGAAUUAAAGAAUCACUUCCAAAGAUUCUCAAUUCAUCAAAUAACACGAGAAGAGAAUGGGAAAGCAGACACUUUAGCCCGGCUAGCUACUGCAUUGAACCUGAGAUCAAUAAGAAUAUACCACUGGAAUAUUUGGAAGAACCAUCUAUAUCUCAAGAGAGACAAAUUGAAGUGCAACAAGCGAUAUUGA
Cornus florida is the source of this 1668-nucleotide messenger RNA. RefSeq lists its product as uncharacterized. Lineage: Eukaryota; Viridiplantae; Streptophyta; Magnoliopsida; Cornales; Cornaceae. The transcript has 2 exons. The coding region runs from base 1 to 1668 and encodes 555 amino acids. The record is from RefSeq and is a predicted model, not a curated record. Gene Ontology annotation, molecular function: nucleic acid binding; RNA-DNA hybrid ribonuclease activity.